AAACGUUGAAAAAAAAAAUUAAAAAAAGAUAAUGUAAAGUAUCAUGCCACGUCUGGCAUACAAUAGGUGCUCAGCAUAUUCUAGAUGACUUUCUUUCCUUCCUUUUUCCCUUUUGGGGUCAGACCACUCACCUGUAGCUGUCCUUUGAAGAAAACAAACUGCUCCUGGAAUGCUUUUUGAAGAGAAAUAUUCUGAAGAGGAAUAUUAGGCUGACUAUUCCCAAGGCUAAGCAAGCACAGUUGCCUAACUCCUAUGUGAGCAUGUUUCAAAAUAAGCUAGAAACAGAAACCAUUAGGAGAGUUGCAGAGGCCCACCUCUAUGAUUCCUAGAAAUUAGGGCCAGAUUGUGACAAAUGUUUUCUAUUUUGUCACGAGAGUAAAUGUCACAAUUGUCAUAGACCAUUAGACCUGGGAUAUUGAUAAUCACAUCCCAGCUGUUCCAAAGCAAGCAAGCUGGGAUUGAAUGAGUAUAAGUGACUUGACCAACGUCAAACAGUAGAAAAAUCAGGAGAAUCCAGUUCUCCCAACUUCUUAUCCAGUGUUAAUUUUAUGGUUCCUUUGUGGGUUCUUAGGCAGGUGAAACCAAGUCUUGAUGUGUGUGCUUUGCAGGAAUGUGAACUGAUUGGACUCUAAGGGUUUGGUACAAGUUUGAUCGAUUCCGAAAAGUUGAGAGCUUUUUUUUCUCUGCUUGAAGUCAACUCACUAGUUGUUGCUUUCAAACUGUUAGCACUUCUUUUGUUUGAGGUUUAGCAACGUAAUGUUGUUUCUCUCUGUUUUAGGUUCAUGGUUUGAUUCACAUUCUUGGUUCUUUGCAAUCUUCCCACAGGGGCAUUUGUUUUGACAAAAAUACUUAGAAUCUAACUAAGGUGGUUAGCAAUGGGAAUUCAUUUGAAAAGGACAGUGAGGCUGCUGAGAAGGAGCUUGGGUGGAUUAGGGAACCGUUAGUGCUUACAUUCUGGAGCUUGAAAUCAGGAUAAUGGAAACAUUGCAGCGGUUCUUGGUGUAUAUGUUUAUGUGUUUGUUUUUAUCAGGAUGCUCUGAUGCUUUCAAUUCCAUUCUUGCUAAUCUGGGUUGAAACUGCUGCCUCCUACUUCAUUGCCUUUUGAUGUAUGCUCUCAGUCAUGUUCUUGAUGCGAUCCUCAUCUUUGGACUGUGGGAAGGAAGCUAACAAAAAAUUAUCUUCCCUGUACUUUUCCCUUUACUUUGAGUGGCCCUUCUGAGGAACUUGUGGAAUAUGAAUUUCAAGCUUAUAUGUGUGGAAGAGUUCAGUUGCAAUGCCCAAAGACAGAAUUCCAGAUUCUGAAAUACAACCUUUGUUCCUUUCUUACCAGUGUGGUUUUAAAAAUCUCAGGCAAGUCUCCUUUGCUGAACCUGAAAUGGGGCGACCCCUUUGUUAGUGGCCAGCCAUACCACAGUCAAGGCUGUAUGUGUGUGGGGGGGAGGUUUGCAGUGAGGAGGCCUUUCAAGAACUGUACCCCGCCUGCCUGACUUUCCACAUGCCAAAUGAAAGUGAGUUUUGGUGCUAGGGCUGUCAGUGCUUUUUCAAGCGGUUGACUAUUUACUCACGCAUUUAGAAGGCUAGGAUAGCAGCUGUGGUGGUAAAAAGGCUAUUCUCAAUACCUCAAAAAGCAAGAAUUUUCUAGGAGGUGAGGUUUUGGGUGAGUCCAGCUAGUAUUUUUCUGCUUAAAAAAAAAAAAAACAAAAAACUUCUCACUUUAGAUUCAUUUGCUCUUCUUACCUCCUUUCUCUUCCUGCUUCCUCUCUCCUCCCCCGCAACCCUCCCCUCCUGUUCCCCUUUUAAUGCUUCCUCCCUUUUAGCUACCAGUCACCCAACUCUUUGUGAAUUAUAUUAUCCAUUUCCCCCCUUGACUUAACAUAGAUUUUGGAUACAUAUUUUACUGGCAUUUUCAAUAUUGGCAAUGACAUUCAAAAGGGCAAUUAGAAAGUUUUCUUUCUUCUCACAGGAAGUGGGCUCAACACUUGUUUGCGAACACAGAUGGUAUUAGAGGGGGCCAAGGGGAGCUGACAUCUGAUAUUUCUGCUAUAGCGCCCACUUUUUUUUUUUUGGCUGCUUCAGAUUCAGCCCAUGUGGACAGACACACACUUGGGUAACCACCAUGCAGAUGGAAAUCAGGACAUGUGGGAUUUGGCUGAACCAAAGGUCCCCAAACAUUGCCUGGAUCAUUUAGUGCCCCAGGUGUGGCCACCCCAGGACUUCAUGUGCUAAAAUUGUGUCCCAGCUUAAACCAGCUGGUCACUGUAUAUAUAGUAUCAAGGCAGCUUGGAGCCUCAUAAAACAUGACUUUGGAUUUUUACCUUGUGGAUUUAGAUUUAGCUAAUCAACCUGAAUCCUUCCACACACCCUGGGCAAUGAGGAUAUACCAAGUUAAAAGAAAGAUUUAACAGAAGGUGAUGCUCAUUGUCCUGUAGCUUGCAUUCUAGAUGGCACAUAAUAUUAGACCAUACAAAAACAACUGAAUUGACUUUCCAGAAAGGAAAGAAGAAAUUAGAGGCUUCAGUUUCUUUAAUAAACUUUUGAUGUAUUAUGUAUCAGAUUUAAAUUUUUUUCUUUUAAGACAAUUUCCCUCCUGUGGCAUUUUAAGAGCAAACAAUAUUUCCUUUCAACUUUAAAAUUGGAAGAAUUGAGAAUUAUUUUCAUGAAAUUAUAUUGGGUCUUUCUUUUUACUUAUGUGAUAGAGGCGCCUGACUUCAGCCAUUUAGGCAAGAUUUGUUUUGGAGGAGAAUAAUCAUCAUCAUCAUCAUCAUCAUCAUCAUCAUCCCAUACAAUUUUAUAACCCUCUAUGAUUUACAAAAGGGUUUUCAUAUCUAUUAUCUCAUUAGCUCUUCAUAGCAAUCCUGUGAAGUAGUCAGGAUAGGUACUUAGAUAUAAGUUAUGUCAAACUUAUAAAUAAGGGAACUUAAGCUCAGAGAAGUUAACUGACUUGUCCAAGGUAACACAGCUAGAAAGUUGUAGAACUGAAAUCUGAACCUAGGUUUCCUGAUACCCAGCCGCAGUAUUCCUUCAGUUGUGUCAUGUUUCCUUUCUAAGUGACUAUCUCCUUUUUGUUUCUACUCAUCAUUAAUCUUGAAGUUGGUCUAAAAUAUGUGCUUCAGUUUAGGAGAUGAGUAAAACUGAAGCAUUUACAGGCAAAGUGCCUUAUUAAGGCUGUCUAUGGAGAGAGUUGUGCAUAUAGCUCUUAGCUUUUCAUCUUGACUUUAACUAUUUUUAGGUAUACAUAGGUUGUUUUCCAGUGUUUAAUAUAUGUCCAAAAGUUGUGUGAUCCAGUGAUUAUAGGUGUGAAAGCUGCACCUGGGGAAUGGGGUUAGGGAUGAAAAGUUGGCUUAAAAUAAUUAGCUUCCUGCCUUUUUGUUAAAAGAUGUCAUGUUCAAUAUAAUUUAAUUUCCUCAUACUUCCUUUGCUUCCAGGCUUUUAAGUACAAUUCUUUAGGGGAAAUUAGCAAAUAUUCAUUUUGAAUGUUGAUUUCUCGGGAACAAGAGUAGCUAGAGGAAAGAGAAAGCAGAGGGGUGACUUUUCAUGCUCUGUAAGUGUGGGGAAGCAGUAUUUCGUUUGGAGCUGUGAGCUAAGAUUUCUUCUAAGGCAUGCAAAUCGUAAAGUUCUGAUUUGUCAACUGCAUGCUGUUUCUUUAGGCACUGAUGUAUGAAAUCCCGAACGAAUUCUCCGAUGAACAUACUGCUAAUUGCUUCUCCACCUGCUCUCCAACCUCCUCCUCCCCACCCCCUCCACUCUCAAUUCAGCCUAUAAGUGUCCGUCAUUGGAGAUGGAUGGUGACACAUGCAGUAAUAGCAAUUCAUAAAAGCCAGUUCCAGCCCUUGUCUUCAAGGCUCCUGGAUUUUCCACUGCCUGCUUUUGUGUAAGUGAAGUGGAUGGAAGUGCUACUGGCAUCAGAAUCUACCUCCCUAUGCUCCGUUGCUAGAGCUCAGUUGCUCGGCUGGAGCUGAGCUAAACAGAAGCAUCGGAUCUAAGCUGAAUUGUAACUAGGUUUUUUUUUCCUCAUUGGGGGUGUGGGUUAGGGGUAGUGUGUAGUGGGGUUUGGGGUGCUUUGGCUUUUCUUUUUGUGGAGAGAAGAGGGUAAGGGGAGAAUAACUCACGGUAGGAUACAACGUGAAACAGUUCCCUGAAGAGUAUCACGAUGUUCCUGGUACAAUAUACAGGAUUGAACCAGCUGCCCUUUGACCCUGCCAACAACAACGAACCCCUGCAGUUUGGUAGUGCCAGUGGCCCUCUGGUCACAGAAGGCCUCAUUGAGAAUGGAGGGGAGUCAAGCAAGAAAAGAAAGAGAACAAAUGCUCCUUCAGCUGAUAGUAGUAGAACUCUGAAUGUGGAUUCCACUGCAAUGACGCUACCUAUGUCUGAUCCAACUGCAUGGGCCACAGCAAUGAAUAAUCUUGGAAUGGCACCACUGGGAAUCGCUGGACAACCAAUUUUGCCUGACUUUGAUCCUGCUCUUGGAAUGAUGACUGGAAUUCCACCAAUCACUCCAAUGAUGCCUGGCUUGGGAAUAGUACCUCCUCCAAUUCCACCAGAUAUGCCAGUAGUAAAAGAGAUCAUACACUGUAAAAGCUGCACACUUUUCCCUCCAAAUCCAAAUCUUCCACCUCCUGCAACUCGAGAACGCCCACCAGGAUGCAAAACAGUAUUUGUGGGUGGCCUGCCUGAAAAUGGGACUGAGCAAAUCAUCGUGGAAGUGUUCGAACAGUGUGGAGAGAUCAUUGCUAUUCGGAAGAGCAAAAAGAACUUUUGUCACAUUCGCUUUGCUGAGGAGUACAUGGUGGACAAAGCCCUCUAUCUCUCCGGUUACCGCAUUCGCCUGGGAUCUAGCACUGACAAGAAGGACACAGGCCGGCUCCACGUUGAUUUUGCACAGGCUCGAGAUGACCUGUAUGAGUGGGAAUGCAAACAGCGCAUGCUAGCAAGGGAGGAGCGCCACCGUAGAAGGAUGGAAGAAGAAAGAUUGCGCCCACCAUCCCCACCCCCAGUGGUCCACUAUUCAGAUCACGAAUGCAGCAUUGUUGCUGAAAAACUAAAAGAUGAUUCCAAAUUCUCAGAGGCUGUACAGACCUUGCUCACCUGGAUUGAACGAGGAGAAGUGAACCGCCGCAGUGCCAACAACUUCUACUCUAUGAUCCAGUCGGCCAACAGCCAUGUUCGCCGCCUAGUGAAUGAGAAAGCUGCCCAUGAGAAAGACAUGGAAGAAGCGAAGGAGAAAUUUAAACAGGCCCUUUCUGGAAUUCUCAUUCAAUUUGAGCAGAUAGUAGCUGUGUACCAUUCUGCCUCCAAACAAAAGGCAUGGGACCAUUUCACAAAAGCCCAGCGUAAAAACAUCAGCGUUUGGUGCAAACAAGCUGAGGAAAUUCGCAACAUACAUAAUGACGAGUUAAUGGGAAUCAGAAGAGAAGAAGAAAUGGAGAUGUCUGAUGAUGAAAUAGAAGAAACAACAGAAACAAAAGAAACUGAGGAAUCAGCCUUAGUGUCACAGGCAGAAGCUUUGAAGGAAGAAAAUGACAGCCUCCGUUGGCAGCUCGAUGCCUAUCGGAAUGAGGUAGAACUGCUGAAGCAAGAGCAGGGCAAAGCCCACAGAGAAGACGACCCAAACAAGGAACAGCAGCUGAAACUCCUGCAGCAAGCCCUGCAAGGAAUGCAACAGCAUCUACUCAAAGUCCAAGAGGAAUACAAAAGAAAAGAAGCUGAACUUGAAAAAGUCAAAGAUGACAAGCUACAGGUGGAAAAAAUGUUGGAAAACCUUAAAGAAAAGGAAAGCUGUGCUUCUAGACUAUGUGCAUCAAACCAAGAUAGUGACUACCCUCUCGAGAAGACCCUGAACAGCAGUCCUAUCAAAUCUGAACGUGAAGCACUGCUAGUGGGGAUUAUCUCCACAUUUCUUCAUGUCCACCCAUUUGGAGCAAGCAUUGAAUACAUCUGUUCCUACUUGCACCGUCUAGAUAAUAAGAUCUGCACCAGUGACGUGGAGUGUCUCAUGAGCCGACUCCAGCACACCUUCAAGCAGGAAAUGACUGGAGUUGGAGCCAGUCUGGAGAAGAGAUGGAAAUUCUGUGGCUUUGAGGGCUUGAAAUUGACCUGAAUCCCUUUGCCUAACAACCUGGGAUCCUGCAAAUACAUGUGUGUUGGACAAGCUUAAAAAGUGAUUUGUAUUAGCAAUGGUUUUCAAGUGGAAGUUGUUUUCAGUUUGCCAGUUCAUUCCUGGAAUAUCUUUUGAGUUAAAAUAAGGAUCCUAGAGCAGCACCUCAAGCUACAGGCCCUAAAAAGAAAUGGACUCAAGCCUCAAGUGCUGUAACUUCCUCUCUUUCUGUCAAUUGGUUGUCUUUUUUUAUUAGUAGUAUUGAAAAAGGCCUGUGGCUAAAGCGUAUUUGGGGUGUUUUCAGUGUCUGUACUACUGCUGUAGAGUUUGGUAUUUUUUUAAACACUGUUGACUGAAAUGUUUUGAUGAUUUGUAUGUGAUCUGUGUUUCAAAACUCCUCCUCACAUUAUUGUUGCUACUGGUGAGGGGAAUGAGAGGUACACUAGGCACGCCAUGACUGACAUUGCCUCUCUACUCCCCAGUAAGCCAGUAAAUGAAUAACACAGCAUCUUCUAGAAGGUACCUGACCAGGCUCACCUUUUAAAAGACAAAGCAUGGUUUGUGGCUUUUUGCAAAAUUACUGUGAACCAAAAGUUGACAAAUGUUCCAAAGUUAUUUUCUCCAAUAUAUCAGAUUUAAAAAAGAAAACCUAGAUGUAUUCGUAGAAAGCAAGGGUCCAGUACGACUGGCAUGUGUAUGUGCUAUUCAGAAUCACCUUGUAUAUAGUCUGCUUUUAAAGGAGGACAUGUUUAGUUUUCUAUGAAUUAAAACACAUGCGUGCACAUGUGUACGUGCACGUACACACACACACACACACACACACACACACUAGCAGAAGGGAUUUAUUUUAAUAUGCUUUUGCCUCUAGCCUUCUUACAAAGUCUGUUGGUCCCUUUUCUUCUGCUGUCAGCGUGUUGAAUUGCAAACCGUGUACUACUGUAAAUAUUAUGUUUACUUCAUGCUGAAUGCUUGCAAAGAGUUGAUAUGAGUCUUAGUAGAAAACUCUUGGUAAUGAAUGAGCCCAGGUGUGUGAUGCUUCUGGCAAAUGGCUCAGCUCCAUCCACCUGGAGUGCCGAUCGCUGGGGACACCCCAGCUCUAUGAUGCCUACCGGCAGAUUGCAAUGGCAGAGCACACAUUGACUGGUCAGCAAGUCCUGCUUGAUGGAAACAAGAGGGAAAAGAUGAAGAUUUGGGGCUACUAUUUUGAGGCAGAGAUGAUCUUUUCUUGUGUGCUGUUGUUGGUGCUUAUAAUAACACAAGCAUGCCCUCCCUUGUGUCUUGGUUCAAAGUAAAAGAAUGUACUGAGUAAGCAAAGCCAAUGAAGAGUACUUCCGGAAAAUACUUUGUAAAUGAGAUGUCAGUAGUGUUCAAAGUUGUAUUUUUAAAAGAUAAAUAUUCCUUUUUUAUACAUCA
Molecule: messenger RNA, 7510 nt
Organism: Felis catus (domestic cat)
Lineage: Eukaryota; Metazoa; Chordata; Mammalia; Carnivora; Felidae
Gene: ENOX2
Product: ecto-NOX disulfide-thiol exchanger 2
Exons: 14
Coding region: 4151-6100 (649 amino acids)
Biological process (GO): ultradian rhythm
Cellular component (GO): plasma membrane; external side of plasma membrane
Molecular function (GO): protein-disulfide reductase activity; RNA binding
Source: RefSeq, a predicted model, not a curated record